AUGGUGAAGAUCGACGAGUACCAGGAGCAAAGAUCGGAAAUUGGGGACGAUGCGUCGCUCCUGACUACGCGGUCGAAGUCGUCAGGUUCGUCUUUGUCGGGAUGGAGGACUAGGCGAACUGAGAGGAGGAAGCGUCGGAGAAGAUGCGGAGGGUUGCGAGUCGAGACGGAGACAGAGACAGAGACAGAGACGGGAGAGGAUAAAUCAAUGGCUCGGGCAUGUCUCGACGGCGGCGCGGCGCAUGAUAUGACGAGGUGGGUGGUGGUGGCCGGUUGGAUGAAAAGAGGGAGUAGGAAGGAAAGCCGGGGAAGAGAGGUUUUGACGAUGAGAGAGGCUCAGGUCAAAGAGACGGCGAGAGCGCGCAAGGUUACGGGUCCACGUUGGUGGAAGAGACGUCUCGCAGGGCAGUACUACGUACAGAUAGGCAGCGUCCAGUACCGUGAGGUACCUGACGAAACUACGGAACCACUGAGAGACGCUGGUAGCCCGGCGUGGACAGGACAGUGGAGGUUAUCUUCCAUCGACAGUCCGUCAAGAGGUAAUCUUUCGCCGCCAAAGGGCCCCUGGAACAGCAGCAAGUCCCGCCGCCCAGCCCAGCCCCAAGACGUGCUUGACGCCGUGUUUCCGGCCAACUGGGUCAAAUUCGACUCCCAAGCCACGGCAUCCAAUCUCGACUUGUCAAGGGCCGUAGAAGGCGUCUCGAAGGGGGAGGGGGAGCCUGAAGGAGCCUCAAAUAUGCCACCAGUCGCCGAUGGCCGUCGAUACAUCUCUUGA
Molecule: messenger RNA, 774 nt
Organism: Colletotrichum lupini
Lineage: Eukaryota; Fungi; Ascomycota; Sordariomycetes; Glomerellales; Glomerellaceae
Exons: 4
Coding region: 1-774 (257 amino acids)
Source: RefSeq, a predicted model, not a curated record